AUGAUGAUGAACGGGUCGCGGCAUCUCUCUCUCUAUCUCUCUCCCCCUUCCCCAGGCAUUCGAUGCAUAUUAUACCUGGCUCGGCAAUCGGCCGGUUCAAACCUACUUUGGCUUUUUAGGCGUUUACGGGGCGGCAUUAUGGGUUCUGGACUGUAUUGUAAUUGUAUUUCUCAUUGCUGGUUCUUUUUGCUCCCAGACAUUGUUUUGGUUUUUGUGUCGUACGCUCGGGGCAAUGGGGGAAACAGGGCAACUGGCAGUGGGCAAGCCUCGUUUUCCCGGGGAAAUGUUCUCGUCAACACAUUGUCGUUUAGAUGA
Molecule: messenger RNA, 315 nt
Organism: Colletotrichum orchidophilum
Lineage: Eukaryota; Fungi; Ascomycota; Sordariomycetes; Glomerellales; Glomerellaceae
Exons: 1
Coding region: 1-315 (104 amino acids)
Source: RefSeq, a predicted model, not a curated record